AUGUCUCUCCAGACACAAUUUUGGUCUCUGAAACUCUCGUCAUCAUUUUGGUUUUCGAAGAGAGUUGUGAGACGCACGUCUCCUGGCUUCAAGUUGCUCUGGGAGCUUGAAAGCGGACAAAGAAGGGACUGGGAUAGAGCAAGGCAAGAUCUUUUGGAGCUGUUCGAAACUGGAAAAGCUUCUCCUCGAGAUAUUGAUCCCGACGGCCAGACUUGGCUAGAGAAAUUAUUGUACAUGCCUUGGUAUGACGGCAACGCGGAUAUCCAGCUCUCGUUAUUUCACAUGCUGGCUCGAAUGGGCACUCAAAUCAAUACACCAAGGUUACUUUACCAGUCUGCGAAGUGGGUUGACGAAGAGGACCGAUUGGAUUUACUUGGCGAUCUCCUACAUUUUGGAUUUGAUGCCUCUGAGAUCGAGGCCCCAUUAUUUUCACACUUGCCAAAACCUUGUCCGCCCAGCCUUUCCGUAACAGGUACAAAUAGUGACCCGUUCUUUAUUAAUUGGAUCUCGAAGAACUUGGAGGUCUCUCCUGGUAAGUUAGACGCUAUUCUUUCGAUGGAGAAACUACUCAAGAAAUUUAACGUCGAUGAUCAAGACAAUCUCCUGGGCUUAUCUACUUUGCACUUGGCCGUAUCUCGUCCACAACACCUUGGGAUUCUAUUAGAAUCAGGAGCCGACGUCAAUGCUAGAGAUCGCCAUGGGAUCACACCACUCAUGUAUGCAACCGCAAUAGGUGACUCCAAGGUGGCGAUACGCUUGUUGGAGGCCGGAGCAAAUCCAGAUCUAGAAGACACUUAUUGUGGGCGAAACUUUUUGCAUCACGCAGUACGUCGAUCUCACUGGGAUACAGUUCUGGAAAUUCUAAGCUACCUGCGCAAUUCUCCGAAGAUCUCAAAAGAUAUCCUUUGCAGAUGGCUGUCAUUUGGACUGCUUCUCUGGAUCGAAGGUCGUCAGAGCUGUAACAAGGAUCUAAAUCCCAUCCAGCGGCUUCUGGAAUGGGGUGCAGAUCCGAAUGUUAUACAUUACGAUAGUUACGGUCCCUCAUCCUACAGUCUUGCCCAUAGAGUUAGACACGCGGCGGAUAUGAAAAGCCUCAUCUCACAUGGAUUCAGCAAAUUCAAUCAUCUAGAUAUCGCUGGAGCUGACGCUCUAAUCUCGUUAUCUUACGACAAUGAUGGCCUCCCUGAUCCUGAACUUCUAGAAUUAUUGCUCGAUGGAGGGUGUGCUGUUAGCCACGAAAAUCACAAUGGACACACGUCGUUGCAUGUGAUCGCCCAGCAGCUUAGGGCAUUCCGGUAUAAUGAAAGUUGUUCACGGGCUCUUAAUUGCAUAAGAGUUCUUCUGAAUAGAGGGGCAGAUCCUUAUAUUGGUGAUCACUGUCAAUGCUAUUGCUCGCGGGGGCAAUCAGGCUGUACGCCAUCUCAUACCAUGUUGAAAGAGACCCAAAAGUCGAUUUUAAAUUGCAGAUACGAUAUCUGGGCUUUCGAGUAUAUUGAUAUAUUGAAAGAAACCCGUGGUCCGGAAACAGCAAAGAACUGCCUGAUGGAUAUGCUACGACUGCUUAAGUUCCAAGACUUAGACUUGACCCAUACCUGUUGUCGGGGUUCUCAUUUAGAUCGCAACUACUCAGGCCGUCGCAUUGAGGACGAGGAAGUCGAAGAAAUACAGGACGAGGAAAAGGAGUUGAUUGAAAUUCUAGAGCAGGAGAUGCGAGACGUUGAGAAGACUCUCGGGGAUGACACCGAAGAUCAGCUGCUAACUGCGGUUUCUCUCCUGCUCACCAGUGCCAAGUUGGGUAGUAAAUUUACAUUUCGCAGCUUCAGAGCCAACAGUUCCAAAGAGCGCUACCAGGUUGAUCACUGGAGAGAUCAAUUGGUUGAUCAUGGCUCUACCGGGCCUCUCCACGAUGUCCCUGAGACUAAAGAAGUGGAUACGAUAGGGCUUGAUGGAUAUAUUGAUUGGGUGGAAUACCAGCAUUCAAAAAACCGGAAACGGAACAAGGCAGAUGAUGAGUGGUACAAGAAACGACUCUCUUGGGUUUCAAGACUUCGAAAUAUGGAGGAGGCAGAAAUAGCCAGUCAGCAGGCAGCAAUACUGGAUCAGCCCAAGUUGUUGAUAACCAGCAUUUAA
Messenger RNA from Venustampulla echinocandica, 2130 nucleotides. RefSeq lists its product as uncharacterized. The record is from RefSeq and is a predicted model, not a curated record. Lineage: Eukaryota; Fungi; Ascomycota; Leotiomycetes; Helotiales; Pleuroascaceae. The coding region runs from base 1 to 2130 and encodes 709 amino acids. Gene Ontology annotation, molecular function: protein binding. The transcript is spliced from 6 exons.